AUGGGUCUCCUGGCACAGCUUGGGCUUCUCCUGUGGAAGAACUUCCUUCUCCGAAAGAGACAAAAGGUUCGAUUGGUUAUUGAAUUGAUAUGGCCUCUCUUCCUGUUUUUUAUUCUUGUCUGGGUUCGUUCAACAAAUCGACCUAUCUAUCAAGGACAAUGUCAUUAUCCAAACAAGGCUAUGCCCUCAGCUGGUGUAUUGCCAUGGUUACAAGGCAUGAUGUGCAAUAUUGACAACCCCUGUGUAAAUUACCCAACCCCAGGAGAAACACCUGGACAAGUCAACAAUUUCAAUUCAUCCACGAUUGCUGGAGUGCUGAUUGAACUGCAGUCAGUGAUGGCAAACAGAUCUGUCCUUAACAAAUAUACGCAGCUUUCAGAUGAUGUCAACCAGUUGGCUUUGAUGCUGCAGAAUUCCAACCCAGAGAAUGGUAAGCCCAUUCCUCUAAGAAGAAUUUUGAAUGACGAUGAAACCUUUACCACAUAUCUGAUGGAGAAUCUUUCACUCACACCAUCUGACGCAGAGAGAGUGAUGACUGCAAAAAUCCCCCUCAGUAAGGUAAUGAGCCUUCCAAGGGAUGAUUAUCUGAAGACCGUUCUUUGCAAUGGGACACUCCUGGAAUUUAACUCAGCAGCUGACAAAGAAACCUUUGAAAACAUCAGCUGUUCCCUCACACCAGAGGAGCUGAGGAAAACCAGGGAAGUUUUUCAGCAAAACCUGAAUGCACAAAAGUUAGCCUCAGAACUUCCUCAGGCUCUGAAUCUGAAUCCUGUUGAAACAUUUGGAUUAAUGGAAAAAACAGCAGCAGAUGCUGUUCCAGUGAUUGAACAGAUUUCUAAGCUUCAGAAUUCAGCACUGUUAAAUGCAGCAAGUUCACUUGAUUUCAGAUCAGAUAUGAUUGGCAGUCUGAACAUGUUGCUGUGCGGUGAAGAUCCAGCAGCAAAUUCUACAAACUCCAGAAAUCUAACUUUCACUCGCCCUACCUCUGGAAUGCCAAUGAACUCCUCAAGGAAUGAGACGCAGAUGAACUUCAUGAACAGCAAUUCCAGUGACUUUUGUCAGUCACUUAUUGCCACUCUGGAAGGAACACCUGGACUACGUUAUGUGUGGAGCACAUUUCGCCCACUACUGCAAGGGAAGGUUCUCUACACUCCUGACACUCCAGCCACCAAGCUGAUGGUGAAGGAGGCAAACAAUACAUUCAGAGCAUUAGCUAUGCUAAAAGAACUUGGUGAUGCCUGGGAAGUUCAUGGACCCAAGAUCUGGGAUUUCAUGCAAGACAGCACCCAAAUGAACACUCUGCGGGCCAUGCUGAAUAAUCCGGUGUUUGCAGCUGUUCUGAAUUCGCAGUUAAGACAGACAGGGGGGACAGCCAAGCAACUAGCCAACUUUCUGUACAACGGUCCCCCCGAGGACCGGCCCCCUGGAAUGAAGGCGUAUGACUGGAGAGAUGCCUACAACACCACCAGUGAAAUCCUUGGAAUGCUAUCCAGUUUUAUAGGGUGUCUUGACCUUGAUAAGUUUGAAGCUGUCCCCACGGAAGGAAGUCUGGUAGAGAAAUCCCGAAGGCUUCUUGAGGAAAACAAGUUCUGGGCUGGAAUUGUUUUCCAAGACCUGGACCCCCAAGCUCAGCACCCUCCACCAUUUGUGAAAUAUAAAAUCAGGAUGGACAUUGAUGAAGUUGAACGGACAAAUAAAGCGAAAGACAGGUCAUGGGCUCCAGGGGCUCGCGACAAUUCUUAUAACGACAUGCGCUAUGUAUGGGGAGGAUUCGGCUAUCUUCAGGACAUGAUGGACCAUGGCAUUAUACGAGUGCACACGUCCAAAUCUCAGCCUCUCGGAGUAUUUGUUCAGCAAAUGCCAUAUCCCUGCUACGUGAAUGAUGCGUUCCUCCGUUCCCUGUCACGCUCCCUGCCACUUUACAUGACCCUGGCCUGGAUCUACUCCGUGGCCAUGAUCGUGAAAGGCAUUGUGCAGGAGAAGGAGGCCCGCCUUAAGGAGACGGUGAGGAUGAUGGGUCUUAAACACGGCACCUACUGGCUCAGCUGGCUUAUCAGCAGCGUGGUCCCACUGAGCGUCAGUGCCUUCCUCCUGACCCUCAUCCUCAAGUAUGGGAAAGUCCUGCGGUACAGUGACCCCUCGGUCAUCUUUGUCUUUCUCCUAAUCUUCUGUAUUUCGACGAUCAUGGAGUGCUUCUUCAUCAGUGUCUUCUUCUCCAAAGCCAACCUUGCCGCGGCCUGUGGCGGCCUAAUCUAUUUCGUUCUGUACCUGCCCCACAUCCUGUGCUACGCCUGGCGUGAUGUCAUGACCUUCAGAGCAAAGAUAGCUGUGAGUUUCCUGUCCAGUGUGGCUUUUGGUUAUGGCUGCGAGAACUUCUCUCGUUAUGAAGAGCAAGGUCUGGGAAUUCAGUGGAGCAACAUUGGGAAGAGUCCAGAGGAGGGGGAUCGCUACAGCUUUGUGGUUUCCAUCAUCAUGAUGCUUAUCGACUCCUUUAUCUACUGGCUGCUCACCUGGUACAUCGAGAAUGUAUUUCCAGGCCAGUAUGGGAUAGCCAAACCCUGGUACUUUCCGUUCACUGCAACUUAUUGGUGUGGGACGUCAGCAGCUCCUCACGCUGACCCAGAUUUGCUGAAGGGCUCAACAGAUAAGAAUUGUUACAUGGAACCACCACCACCUAAUAUGAAAGCAGGAGUUUCCAUCAGGAAUCUUGUGAAAAUCUAUAAGACUGGAAAGAAGGUGGCAGUAGAUGGACUGAGUGUCGACUUCUACGAAGACCAGAUAACAUCUUUUCUUGGUCAUAAUGGAGCAGGGAAAACAACUACAAUGUCAAUUCUGACAGGACUUUUUGCACCAACUUCAGGAACAGCUUUUAUCAAUGGGAAAGAUAUCCGCACAGAUAUGGAUGCCAUCAGGAAGGAUUUGGGAAUGUGCCCCCAACACAACGUUUUAUUUAAUGACCUGACAGUGGAGGAGCACAUAUACUUCUAUGCACGUUUAAAAGGGAGAAGCUCAAAAGAAGUGAAAGUUGAGAUGGACCAAAUGAUUAAAGAUGUUGGAUUGCCGCACAAACGGAAAGACCUCUCCAAAAAUCUGUCAGGCGGAAUGCAGAGAAAACUGUCUGUGGCCAUAGCGUUCGUGGGAGGGUCAAAAACGGUCAUCCUGGAUGAGCCCACUGCAGGUGUGGAUCCAUAUGCCAGAAGAGGAAUAUGGGAACUCCUGUUAAAAUACAAACAAGGUCGCACCAUCAUACUCUCCACUCAUCACAUGGAUGAAGCUGAUAUCCUUGGGGAUCGCAUUGCCAUCAUUUCCCAUGGGAAGAUGUGCUGCAGCGGCUCCUCCCUCUUCCUAAAGAAGUGUUUUGGGAGUGGAUAUUACCUCACUCUGGUCAAAGGGGGAGCUGAGAAAAUGUCCACACAACGGAGUGGCAUUGCAAAGACCCAGGCUGUGGAGGUAAAAAGGGAGGACUCAUCUCAGAGAUCCAGUCCAGAUGAAGGCAUUGGAAGCCGGUGUGGGAGUGACCCAGACCUCUCAGGCAUAAAAGCUGUCAGUGUUCUUCUGUGGAGGCAUGUGCCUGAGGCUGUUUUCCUAGAGAGCAUUGGCCAAGAAAUCACCUACAUCCUGCCCUACAUAGGAGCCCAGGAUGGCACAUUUGCCCAGCUCUUCAAGGAGCUGGACUUGGAAAUGUCAAAUUUAGGCAUAACAAGCUAUGGGAUUUCAGACACCACUCUGGAGGAGAUUUUUCUGAAAGUGGCAGAAGACACAGGUGUAGAUGUGGAAAUAUCAGAUCAAAAGGACACAUUAUUAAGAGACUGGAAGAGAAGUUCAAGAGAAUUCAAACGUCACAGUAUAGCCAAUAUUGGUUCGAGUUCUGAGAACUUAAUCUCUGGAAGUGAAGCAAAAGGGAAGUUUGCAAAUCGUGUUGAAGAUAAAACGAAUGGAAAGGGCUCCAGAGUAAUCACAGGAUGGGAGCUGAUCAGAAGGCAGUUCCUGGCUCUCUUCAUUAAAAGAUUCCACCAUGCUCGCCGAAGCCGCAAAGGACUAAUUGCGCAGGUGGUGUUGCCCGCUGUGUUUGUGUGCUUGUCUCUCAUCUUCUCACUGAUUGUUCCACCAUUUAUGGAGUAUCCCAGUCUGGAGCUACAGCCAUGGAUGUACGGGACCCCACAAUACACAUUCUACAGCAAUGAUGCUCCUGAUAACGUGGAAGUGUCUCGUGUGGUGGACUCCUUGGUGAACAACCCAGGAUUUGGCACACGGUGCAUGGCAAAUAACCCCAUACCAAAACUUCCCUGUGCCUCCAAUGGGUCGGACUGGGUCACUCCCUCUGUGCCUCCCUCGAUUUCCGACAUCUUCACCAAUGGUAACUGGACAAUGGCCAACCCAUCUCCUUCCUGUCAGUGCAGUACUCCACAUAGGACCAUCAUGCUCCCAGAUUGUCUCCCUGGGGCUGGAGGCCUGCCUCCCCCUCAGAGGAUACAGAACACAACAGAUACUCUCCAGGACCUAACUGGGAGGAAUAUGACUGACUUUCUGUUGAAGACAUAUGAGAAACAGGGAAAAACAAGGUACGGAGGGAUAUCUGUUGGAGGAGUCAACUCUCAAGUCAAAAUGAAUGAAAGUGAAAUUACAGCGAUUCUCGGGGAGUUGAAAAAUCUAUUCAGUUCCUUCCAGGGAAACGAAUCAGAUCAGAUAUCGCAGAAUGCGAAAACAUUCAUGACAGAACUUGGGACAAGGGAUAAUGUCAAGGUGUGGUUCUACAACAUGGGGUGGCACGCCAUGGUGUCUUUCAUCAAUGUGGCCAAUAAUGCUAUUCUGCGGGGGAACCUGCCUGCCGAGAGCGAUCUGAGGCAGUACGGCAUCUCUACAGCCAACCACCCUCUAAACCUCACCAAGGAGCAGCUGUCUUACAUAGCUCUGGCCACCACCUCUACAGAUGUUGUGGUCUCAAUAUGUGUGAUAUUUGCCAUGUCCUUCAUACCUGCCAGCUUUGUGCUCUUUCUGAUCCAGGAGAGGGUCAGCAAAGCCAAGCACCUGCAGUUUGUCAGUGGGGUAAACCCAGCAGUGUACUGGGUAGCCAACUUUGCCUGGGAUAUGUGUAACUACAUAGUCCCAUGUGUGAUAGUGAUCAUCAUCUUCCUGUGUUUCCAACAAAAAGCCUACGUCUCCCCACCUAACUUACCAGCCUUGAUCCUCCUAUUAGUACUUUAUGGAUGGUCAAUCACUCCAAUGAUGUACCCAGCAUCAUUUUUAUUCAGUGUGCCCAGUACUGCCUAUGUAGUGCUGACCUGCAUCAACCUCUUCAUUGGAAUAAAUGGCAGUGUGGCCACCUUUGUCAUGGAGCUUUUUGAUGAUGAGAGCGUUACCCGCAUCAAUAACAUUGUGAAGCAAGUAUUGCUGAUUUUCCCACAUUUCUGUCUUGGAAGAGGCCUGAUAGACAUGGCCAAAAACCAAGCCAUGGCUACCCUGUUCAGCGGUUUUGGCGAGGAUCGUUUCAAGAACCCCCUGAAUUGGGACAUGGUAGGAAAGAAUCUUUGUGCCAUGUCCAUUGAGGGUGUCCUGAUGUUUGCCCUCACUCUGCUCAUUCAAUACAAGUUCUUCUUCAAACCCAGAACGGUGAAUGUGGCUCCACGGGCUGAGGGUGAGGAAGAUGAAGAUGUGGCUCGUGAACGUGUCCGUGUGACUCAGGGAGGAGCCCAGCAUGACCUCCUGAGAAUCUGUGAUCUGACAAAGGUGUACCGGGGGAAGAAGGCUCCUGCUGUGGACAGAGUCUGUGUGGGAGUCCCUGCCGCAGAGUGCUUUGGUCUGCUGGGAAUAAAUGGUGCAGGGAAAACAACAACCUUCAAGAUGCUUACUGGGGACAUCGCAGUCUCCAGCGGAGAAGCAUUCCUAAACGGAUACAGCAUACGCACACAGAUGAGGGAUGUUCAUCAGAACAUGGGAUACUGUCCCCAGUUUGACGCCAUUGAUGAUCUGCUGACUGGACGAGAGCACCUGGAAUUAUAUGCACGUCUUCGUGGGGUACCAGAGAAGGAGGUUAAGAUGGUGGCAGAGUGGGGCAUUCAGAAGCUGGGCUUGGUGAAAUACUCCAACAAGUCAGCUGGCACCUAUAGUGGUGGGAACAAGCGCAAGCUCUCUACAGCUAUGGCACUGAUAGGCUGUCCUCCAGUGGUCUUUUUGGAUGAACCCACGACUGGAAUGGACCCCAAAGCCCGCCGCUUCCUGUGGGACUGUAUACUAAGCGUGAUCAAGGAGGGGCGCUCUGUCAUAUUAACGUCUCACAGCAUGGAGGAGUGUGAGGCCUUAUGCACAAGGAUGGCCAUCAUGGUGAACGGACAGUUUAAGUGUCUAGGAAGCAUCCAGCAUUUGAAGAGCAGAUUUGGAGAGGGCUACACGGUGAUUGUGAGAGUGGGUGGGUCCCCUCCUGCCCUGGCACCUGUGGAGAACUUCAUGCAAGAAACAUUCCCAGGAUGCAUGCUGAAGGAGAAGCACCACAACACCAUGCAAUACCAAGUACCUUGCAGUGAGGGUGCUCUUGCCACUAUUUUCAGCCAGUUCACAAAACACCGGGAGAGGCUGGGUAUCGAGGAUUACUCUGUGUCCCAGACAACUCUCGACCAGGUCUUUGUCAAUUUUGCCAGGCACCAGCAUGAGGAGGAAGACUCCCAGGGGUAUGUGAAUCCGGUGGACGUGUUGACAGACGAGGUGCCCAUGCAGCCUCUGAAGGGUUCGUCUCCUGCAGCGAAGGCUUAAGGCACAGUGCUUUGUCCAGUAGGAGGAAAGUUUCUCUUCCGCCUCUUGGAUAAUUACAGUUUAAUAGGAUCCGUCUU
This is a messenger RNA of Megalops cyprinoides (Indo-Pacific tarpon), 6824 nucleotides long. Its product is annotated as phospholipid-transporting ATPase ABCA1-like. The transcript has 49 exons. Gene Ontology annotation, cellular component: membrane; intracellular membrane-bounded organelle. The coding region runs from base 1 to 6747 and encodes 2248 amino acids. The record is from RefSeq and is a predicted model, not a curated record. Gene Ontology annotation, molecular function: ATP hydrolysis activity; ABC-type transporter activity; lipid carrier activity. Gene Ontology annotation, biological process: lipid transport; transmembrane transport. Lineage: Eukaryota; Metazoa; Chordata; Actinopteri; Elopiformes; Megalopidae.